GAAUCUGGCACCUAAAGAAGUCCGCUUCAAGCUCCCUCCAACUAACUACUUUAUCAAAUCUAAUAAAACCAACACCCAAAACAUUACCAGUAACAUUUUGGGAUCUUAAUAUUAAGUUAAUAUGGACAAAAGUGAUACCAAAAGCAGAGAAAAAAACAGGACUAAGAUUGGCCAAGCCACUACUACUACUACUGCCUUUGGACUUGGUGGAGGAGCCUUGGCUGUGGCUGGUUUAGUGGCCUUUUAUGCUAUCAAGAGAUACAGAAGAAACAAGGGUGGUUGUACUACUAAAACACCCAAAGAAUGCUUUUUCAAAUGUUUGCCAAAGAAGGAUGAAGAUUCAGGUGGAUUGCAUUCUCUUCUUGAGACAUCUUCUUCAUCCCCUCUUGACAGUUCAAGUAAAUCAUCAGAUCAUGAAACUUCAAACAUGAGCACGGUGGUGGCGACCCAGGAAAUGAAAAAUUUUACUGAACUGGAAAUAACAUUAGAGAAUGCCCUCCAUCUAGAGGAGGAUCCUAAGGUUGAUCUGCAAAUGCAAUCAGCCAAAGGCGACACCGAAGAGGUAGCACGUCCAGCAGAAGACAAUACAGAGGAACGAACCUACUACAUGAAUAAAAACGAUGUCAUUUUCAACAAUACAGACGCGCAAGAGUUGAAAACAACUCAGGACAAACGAACAGAGGAGAAGAUAAAGGAGUUGGAGAUUACUGGAGAAGAAGUGAGGUCGUACAGGUUUUUUGUUAGAAUUUUGUACGUAAUGCUCCUGCUGCUGCUCUUUUACCGUCGUUUUCCCCUGCUUCUGGUAAUGCUACUUCUGCACCUAUUUACUUGUUCAGGGAGGUUCAAAGCACUGUUGUAAAACAUUCGAGCUAAUUGUGAUAAACAAAAAUGACCGUGUAUAUGACUGGUGUAUUACGAGUAAAAAUAAGAAGCAUUUAUUAUGAUGUAAGUUUUGCAGUUGUUCAAGGCAGAUUUUUCAGUUCUGUUCUGAUCUUUUCUUUUCAUUUUUUUUUUACUACAAAGAGGGAAGAUAAAUGAGGUAGUAUGUGUACUGCAGAAAGAUUAAUUCUAGUACAACCUCAGUAUAGGUGAAUCAAUGUCCUCCCACAAGUAUGUUUUUACAAAAUGUAUGCUAAUUAUCCUAACUAUGCACUCUUUUUCCCUAUAUACAGUGCCCUGAAUUCAGACUUUGCUCGCAACUGGCUGCUGCUGGUUUAUUUUGUUACCGAGUGUCCAACAAAUUAAUCAAAAUUAAGAAAAGCUACUACUUAACGAACAUGGUGAUGUAUCUCAACUUUC
Cannabis sativa is the source of this 1299-nucleotide messenger RNA. RefSeq lists its product as uncharacterized. Lineage: Eukaryota; Viridiplantae; Streptophyta; Magnoliopsida; Rosales; Cannabaceae. The record is from RefSeq and is a predicted model, not a curated record. The transcript has 3 exons. The coding region runs from base 122 to 859 and encodes 245 amino acids.